AUGAAAGGGCAGACACGGUUUGGAGUGAAAGGAAAGUUGGCACCAAGGUACAUUGGACCGUAUGAAGUCAUUGAGAAAAUCAAUUUGGUAACAUACCAAGCACCUCUACCUUCGGUCAUGGAACAUAUGCAUAGUGCUUUUCAUGUUUCGAUGCUUCGGGACUACUUGAGAGAUCCAUUACAUGUGAUGGAACUGACUCAUGUGCUUCUGAAAGAUGACUUCACCUAUAAAGAACGACCAAUCCAAAUUGUGAAUCGUCGAAUCAAAAGACUGAGAAAUAAAGAAAUCCCAUUGGUGAAGGUUGAUUGGCAAAAUCAUGGAGAAACUUAUGCAACAUACGACAUGGAAGAGGACAUGAUGAAGAGAUACCUUGAUUUGUUUUCUCUAGACCUGGCAUUUUUCUAA
This is a messenger RNA of Camellia sinensis, 405 nucleotides long. RefSeq lists its product as uncharacterized. The record is from RefSeq and is a predicted model, not a curated record. Lineage: Eukaryota; Viridiplantae; Streptophyta; Magnoliopsida; Ericales; Theaceae.